Messenger RNA from Macaca mulatta (Rhesus monkey), 1994 nucleotides. It is a transcript of the gene MYD88, whose product is annotated as MYD88 innate immune signal transduction adaptor. Gene Ontology annotation, biological process: positive regulation of canonical NF-kappaB signal transduction; innate immune response; defense response to Gram-positive bacterium. Gene Ontology annotation, cellular component: plasma membrane. The record is from RefSeq and is a predicted model, not a curated record. Lineage: Eukaryota; Metazoa; Chordata; Mammalia; Primates; Cercopithecidae. Gene Ontology annotation, molecular function: Toll-like receptor binding; TIR domain binding.
CAUGUCUCCUGCCCGCAGCUAAACGGAAGGCUGGAGCACCAGGACCGCUUUCCGCUUGCGAGAUGGAGAUGGAAGCCGGGGCUCUAAUUCCUCUACCCACUUCCUAGUCGGCUCUGCUAUCCCUCCGGUCCCAGUACCCGAGCUGGGGGACCUAAAUACUUCCGAGACGCCCGAGUCCUACUCCGACGUGGGUGGGCUUUCCCAUUCUUUCGAGAAGACAGGGAAUUUGGGCUUCCGGACUGGCCGGGAGAACAGAUUUUACAGAGGUGCCGGGGUGUGACAAGCUCUCUAACUGGAGAAUGAACGUUUCACACUUUUACCAGUUUUACACCCAAUUGGAAUGAUUUUAUUAGUGCCCAUCUCCCGUGCUAGGCUGGGGGCUCCACCAAGGCAGAGAGCCUGGACAGGCUUGACACUUAGUAGAUGAUCAAUAAGUACUUGUUGAAUGAGUAAAUGAAUGAACCAGGGCUCCCUAGGUCAGGACUGUGUCCCUAAACCUAAAGAGCAAGGCCACGUGCCCCCUUGACUCCCAAUAGCAGGGCCAUGUCUUUACCUGAGACCCUGGAGAGUAGCGCUGGGCUUCCCACAGACACCAAAGGACAGGGUGCCUUGUGGUCCCCAACCUAGUGUCAUGACGUCCCCAACCAUUUUGAUGGCAGGGUCACGGCAUGCCUCAGGCUCCAGAAGACAGCUGUCCCUUUCCCACUCCCACCUGGGGAGCACAGCAGGGGUCUUCCCUUACCCCUACUGGCAGGAUUGCGUGUUCCCCAGAGACAGUGGAGGGCGGAGCUGGUGCCUUCCCACUUGUCCCCUCCUCGCCAUCCUCUAGGGCAGGACCGUAUGAACCCCUCAGAUUCCCCAGUGGAAGAAUUGUGGCUCCACCAGAUCCCAAAAAGCAAGGCCCGUUUCCUACAACCUCUGAAGGAGGGUCGUUCUCACUCCGCCGCCUACCUACUACUACCAUCAUCAGACCCUCGAGGGCAGUGCUGUGGACCUCUCCAGAUCUCAAAAGGCAUAUUCCUACUUCUCACGCUCCCACAUCCCCCGCCUCCAGACCUCGAGGGUAGAGGUGGGCGCCCCCGCCUCCGCACUUUUGCGCGGGGCUCCGGAUUGUAGGGCAGGGCGGCGCUUCUCGGAAAGCGAAAGCCGGCAGGGCGGGGCGGGGCGGGGCGGGGCGGGGCGGCUGUCGUAGGAGAAAGAGGAAGCGCUGGCAGACAAUGCGACCCGACCGCGCCGAGGCUCCAGGACAGCCCGCCAUGGCUGCAGGAGGUCCCGGCACUGAGCCUGCGGCCCCGGUCUCCUCCACAUCCUCCCUUCCCCUGGCUGCUCUCAACAUGCGAGUGCGGCGCCGCCUAUCUCUGUUCUUGAACGUGCGGACACAGGUGGCGGCCGACUGGACCGCGCUGGCGGAGGAGAUGGACUUUGAGUACUUGGAGAUCCGGCAACUGGAGACGCACGCCGACCCCACUGGCAGGCUGCUGGACGCCUGGCAGGGACGCCCUGGCGCCUCGGUAGGCCGACUGCUGGAGCUGCUUACCAAGCUGGGCCGCGACGACGUGCUGCUGGAGCUGGGACCCAGCAUUGAGGAAGAUUGCCAAAAGUAUAUCUUGAAGCAGCAGCAGGAGGAGGCUGAGAAGCCUUUACAGGUGGCCGCUGUAGACAGCAGUGUCCCACGGACAGCAGAACUGGCGGGCAUCACCACACUUGACGACCCCCUGGGGCAUAUGCCUGAGCGUUUCGAUGCCUUCAUCUGCUAUUGCCCCAGCGACAUCCAGUUUGUGCAGGAGAUGAUCCGGCAACUGGAACAGACAAACUAUCGACUGAAGUUGUGUGUGUCUGACCGUGAUGUCCUGCCUGGCACCUGUGUCUGGUCCAUUGCUAGUGCCGCCGGAUGGUGGUGGUUGUCUCUGAUGAUUACCUGCAGAGCAAGGAAUGUGACUUCCAGACCAAAUUUGCACUCAGCCUCUCUCCAGGUGCCCAUCAGAAGCGACUGA